Ichthyophthirius multifiliis is the source of this 550-nucleotide messenger RNA. RefSeq lists its product as hypothetical. The record is from RefSeq and is a predicted model, not a curated record. The transcript has 3 exons. Lineage: Eukaryota; Ciliophora; Oligohymenophorea; Hymenostomatida.
AGAACAAAUAGUAAUGAAAAAGUUUUAUAAAAAUUGGGUAAAAGAUUCUGAUGCAAAAGUUUGUUUUUAAUGUAGAAAACUAUUUAUCUUUAUUUUUAGAAGAAGACAUCAUUGUAGAAUAUGUGGGUAAAUAUUCUGUUCUAAAUGUGGAAAUUAUUAUUUUUCUACACUUACUUAAGAAAACAAUAAAAUCAUAAAAAAUACAAGACUAUGUAAACAAUGUUUUGAUAAAUGUAAGGAUUAUUUAAAAUAGGAAAAUAUUUACGAGAAAUCAGACGAAGAAUUCGAUGAAAACUCCGAAGACGAAAUAGAAGAAGAAAAAAUUAACCAGUUAUUAUUCUUAAAUUCAAAUUAUAAAGAUUUGUUUGAUUAAAAUUUAAGGAAACUAACAAAUAUUAUAUUUUAGAAUGAUUAAUAUAUUCUUGAUAAUAGAGAUACCUUUUUCUUAAUUGUUAAUUAAUGUUUGAAAUAACUAAAAACAAUUAAAAAGAAGAACUAUUUUAUUUAAAAUAAUAAAAACGAAAUGGAUAUUAAUUAAUAAAUUUUUAUU